Elaeis guineensis (African oil palm) is the source of this 1186-nucleotide messenger RNA. RefSeq lists its product as uncharacterized. The record is from RefSeq and is a predicted model, not a curated record. Lineage: Eukaryota; Viridiplantae; Streptophyta; Magnoliopsida; Arecales; Arecaceae.
CGCAGCACCAGAGCAACGCUCGCUCCAAAACAAAAUGAAAUAAAAUAUUCAAAAAAAUAAAGAAAAAAAAUAAAGAAAAAUAAAGAAGGAAACAUGCUGACUCUGUGCAAGAUCCAUACCUUACUGGGUUUUUCCGACCAGUCCACCGAACGCCGGAACCCUCCCUACCGCUGCCGGAAUAUCCCCUCCCCCGACGCCGACGGCCUGCGCCUCCUCGUCGGAGACACCCCCAAGCCGCCGAACAUCGUCGAGUCCUCCGCUGUUGGCCCCGCAGGGAAGCCACCGCAGCGGACCGGCGACCUCGGCGCCCGCGGCCUCCACGAGCUCGACCAUGGAAACCUCCGCCUCUGCACCGAAAACCUCGGCUCCGAGAGCUGCGACGACGGCGGGAUGGGGAUCGACGAGAUCGGGGGGUGGACGCCGGAGGAGGAUGAUCGGAGACUUGAGGCGCGGCCGUGGGGGAGGAGGAGGAGGCCGCGGCGGUGGAGGGCGGAGGCGAAGUUCCCACCGCCGCUGCCGUGGUUGGUGGGGCGGGACGGACGGCGGAGCCGGUUCAUGCGUGUGGUGAGGGAGGAUGGCCGGGUCGUGCUCACGGAGGUCCGGAUCGAGCGGCCGGAGGUGCUCCGUGCAUCCCGCCGCGACGGCCGCCUCCGAUUGGAGCUCGUCGGAGAUCCGAAUCUCCAGGUGAUGAUCUCCAAUCCAGAACAAGAGGAGGAAGAAGAGAUCGAAGAAGAAGUGGCAGCGGAGGAGGAUGACAAAGAGGAGGAGGUGGCGGUGGCGCGGAGGGUGAAGAGCGAGGGAGCGAGGUGCGUGGAAGAGCUGAGCGGUAACGGGGUACCGCCGUUGUGGAGUCACCGCUUCGUGACGACGGCGUAAGCUCAGUGGCACGGUUCUCAAAGGGGCGAAGUAUUCCAUGGUAACGGAUGGUGGCCUUAAAAAAACAAAAAACAGCAAGAAAAGGACGGAUUUACGCGCAGGGGGGAAAUGCGGUGCGAUUUGGAGCUGGUGGGUUCGUUUAUAUCGACCGCGGAGUUUCUGAUCUUUUUAUUUAUUUUAUUUUGUUUGCUUAUUUUAUUUUACUUUUACUUCAUUUUAAAAUGAAAUUAAUAGUUUUAGAUUUUUUUUUGGUGAAAAACAAUGAUGGUAAUGUUUGGCUGGUGAUAGAUGGGUUUCAGUGAUUUAAUUU